Messenger RNA from Elaeis guineensis (African oil palm), 2126 nucleotides. RefSeq lists its product as uncharacterized. Gene Ontology annotation, molecular function: RNA nuclease activity. The record is from RefSeq and is a predicted model, not a curated record. Lineage: Eukaryota; Viridiplantae; Streptophyta; Magnoliopsida; Arecales; Arecaceae. Gene Ontology annotation, biological process: regulation of gene expression. Gene Ontology annotation, cellular component: peroxisome.
CGUCUCGUGUGGUAGACUAACACAGUGCGCUCUUUCCCUUCGGAGGAUGGGAAGAAGAUAGCGAGAAAAGCAGGAACCUCCGCGCUCUUCCUCCGUCGAAAAUCUGUUGGCCACUCUUGAAUCUCCCUCGAUUUCAUCGAGCCGUCUCGGUUUUUCAUUCGAUUCGUGAGCUCCUAGAAUCCGAGGAAGCUUAAAUAUCUUACAAAUAUAAGGCAAUGGCUAGUCCAAGUCGAUCACCAAAGAUUGCAAACCCAGAAUCAUCAAAAUCUAAUGAGGCAAUAUACACUUCAAACAUGGAACAACCUCAAGCACCUAACCAGCAAAGUGGGGCAUCACGUGGUCCUGUGGCAAUCCUUUGGGACAUUGAGAACUGUCCAGUUCCAGGUGAUGUUCGCCCAGAAGAUGUUGCAGGCAACAUCCGAAUGGCAUUACAGGUGCAUCCUGUCAUCAAAGGAGCUGUAACAAUGUUCUCUGCUUAUGGGGAUUUCAAUGCCUUUCCUCGAAGGCUUAGAGAGGGCUGUCAGAGAACUGGCGUUAAGCUUGUAGAUGUACCAAACGGUAGAAAAGAUGCUGCUGACAAGGCUAUCUUGGUUGACAUGUUUCUGUUUGCUCUAGAUAACCGACCACCCUCGUCAAUUAUGUUGAUAUCAGGUGACGUGGACUUUGCUCCAGCCUUGCAUAUACUUGGUCAACGUGGGUACACUAUCAUCCUCGUCAUCCCUUCUGGAGUGGGUGUUUCAUCUGCUUUGAGCAAUGCAGGGCAGUUUGUAUGGGACUGGCCCAGCGUAGCCCAUGGUGAAGGUUUUGUUCCUCCAAAAAGUUUUAUGCACCGUGGGCCUGAUGUUGUUGGCUAUCUCAUGAACCGUAGUAUGGGGGACAGCACUGACUGUCAGAAUGAAGAAGAAGCCAUUGUUUAUAGGGGAAUUUCUCAGAGUGAGUACACCACCCGAGCUAACAUGAACCAGCUAUAUAGCUACAACUCUUCCCAUGUCUCUAGGGAACUUUCUAGACUCCCUCAUUCUUUGUCGGGGUACAGCAACAAUAACCUAAUAGCUGGGACUUAUUUAACUUCUUCAAGGUCUCAAAGUCUACCAUCUGGUUUAAAUGAAGGUCCAGUAGGGGAUCAGAAUGGUACACAAGAACAAACAUGGUGGGUUCGCCCUGGAGAUAUUCAGGGUUUAAAGGGUCAGCUAGUGAGGCUGCUCGAAAUGUCUGGUGGAAGUUUGCCUCUUGUACGUGUUCCUUCAGAGUAUCUCAAAAUCUUUGGACGGCCGCUGUACAUGGCAGAGUAUGGAGUGUAUAAGCUGGUGCAUCUCUUUAAGAAAAUGACUGAUGUUUUGGUCGUGGUAGGGAAGGGACACAAGAAACUGCUUUGCCUUCGUUACUCGGCUGACAGACAUAUGAAAAAGUGUCCAAGUACACCAGUCAUUUUGAGGAGGGAUAAAAAGGGAAAAGGAGUUCUGGAAGAAAAUGUGGAUGUUGGUGUAUGUCCUCAUAUAGGUAGUUCCUCUGAUGAAUUCUCAGAUGAUGAGAGGAAUGUUGACCCUGUUUUAGGUGCUGCAUAUGACUUAGAUUACCAUCUUGAAAGUUUCAGACAGGAGGUGCAAGAGCUUCUUGUUUGUUACUCCUGUCCAGUUCCUCUCGGCAAUUUUGAGGCUCUGUACGAACAGCGAUACAAGAAAGCUCUUGACUACCAGAGUUUUGGAGUGGAUGGGCUGGAGGAACUGAUUGAGAAGGUGAGAGAUGUUGUACAAUUACGUGAAGAUCAGGGUAGCAAAAGGAAGUUCCUUGUAUUCAGCUGUGGAAGUGGAUAAGGUCAGUUCUAGCAAUGCUGCAUCCGAUAUUCCCCUAGUUUUCAUAUAGCAUGCUGGUUUUCUGAAUGGUCUUAUAGGAUAGAAAGCGUUUGUUUUCUCUUAACAUUAACUGUUAAGCUUUUUACUCGUUAAGCAUCCAACACUAAGAAGGCACCUUUUUUUUCGAAGUGUCUGUAAAUUACUUAUGACGGUGCAGGAAGAUGUAUCCAUACAUUCAUGCCUGUGCUUCAUGUAAAAGACAAUCUGAUCAAUCAGUAACCACUGUUGGUAGACUGCAAAGCCAAUGUAAUACACAAGCUUUUCUUCCUGUUC